AUGAACGGCAACGUAAUCAUCUCGUCGCUACACAUGCUCGCCGCGAUCAUCCUACUGAUCGAUGCCGCGUUCCUCUUCUUCGUCCAUCCUCUCGGCAUUAGCACUUCCACCAUCACCUUUGUCCUUGCUGGCUUCGGCAGCACACUCCUCAUACAAGAGCUAUCGACAUUUGCUUCUAAACAGACACGAUACUCGCUCCGAAUAUUAAGCACCUACCUCUCACGCGGUGUCUUCUUCUUGCUCACAGCAGCUGUCAUCUUUGAUGGGCUAUCUAAUGCGCCAUGCCAUGUUCAACUCGCUUCAACACCCUACCCAAGCUCGCCGGCAAAGUUCAACAUCUCGCCUGGAGCAACCUCACGCGAUCUCACAACGAGCAACCAACAUGCCACGUACACCAAGGCGACUGCGCACAGUGCUCCGCCUGUCUUUGGGGCCGCUUUCUAUCUCGCAGGUGGGCUAGCUCCUAGAUGUGUCAAGGUCGACAGCGUGCCAGGUCAGCCAGAGGGUAGUGUAGCCUGGCUCAACGUGGGUACAAAUCGCACAGCGAGGUGCUUGGUGGCAACUGCUUUUGCCCUCACCAUGGUCCUUUCGGCCUCCUACUUGCUCCUAGCCAUCCUGCAUCGGUCAGGCAACGUCAAGCCAACUCGCAGUAUGGAGUGCGAGCCGCGUAAAGCGCAAAUCGUUCAACACAACUCAAAUCUGGUAAUGCACCAACCGGACAAGAAAGGCGAUCCCAACUCCUCGACCUGUUUUGUUGAUCUCUAUCCCGUCGAUCGACAUGAUAAGUGUCGCAAUCAUCGCUCAGUGAGCCCAGACAUUGGCACAGCCUCCGCUAUCUCCCGCCCUUCUACUCGCCGUCAACGCAGCACCAGCACAACUCAGCUAUCCCAAAUCGCCGUCGACGCACGACAAGGCACAGCAAGCACCACGGACGGGAUCUAUCGCAUCCAGCCUAUCGAUACCUCCCGUGUGGCUAAUCAGGCCGGUUCAGGCACAGUCGUUGGGACGGAUAGGUCCGAAAUCGCACCAUUGCCGCCGCUCGAAACUCAGUGCACGGGAAGAUACGGCUACGGUGGAGGCUACGAUAGAACCGUAGAUUUUGCUUCCGGUUGUAUUAUGCAUUACCCUCUCUUCUCGAAGAAGAAGCGCGAUGUGGUGCCGCGGUUGGAUGUGUAUCCUACUUUGGCCCCUCCUGACUUUUCCAAGAGCUCGAUCGAGAGUCCUGCUGGAUUGAGCCCCAGGAUAGUGGGCAAGGCUCGACUCAGCGCUUCCUCCAAGGUUACUACUCGCGAUACGCCGAAGAAGCCGCAGGAGGAGCUGUCCGCCACCGAUGUUGAAGCAAUCGACGCUUCUGAUCAGGCAGACACUGCACACUCGAACAAUUCCUCUACCACUACCACCACCGCAGCAACAGCACUCGUCACAGGCAUGCUGCUCUCGCCCCUAGCCUCGACGUUGACCAAACCGGCCACCACCACCAAGACUAGACGCCCUUCAAAGCACCGCCAUUUCACCCCAUCAUGCGCAAAUAACCGCCUUGGAACAGCGGAUUCCUCGCUUUCAAUCCCAUCCACUUUCAGCGCACACUCACGACCCAGCACUGGAAACUCUACCAGAUCGACCAACUCAACCGGUCUCAUCCGACGCACACGUGGACUUCUUGCAGCGCUGGAGUUGCAUCUUGGCGGCGGCGGCGGAUCUAGAGGGUUGAGUGCGGUAAGUUUCGGGAGUGGGAGAGGUUCAUUUGAUUCGAAUAGGACCUGUAGUGCUGGUACUUUUGGCGAUGGGGUUGAUGAAGCUGAUUCGCCGUUAGCUACUGCCAGGCCGGGGGUUGCGUUUACUCCGCGAGCCCCUGCUGAGCAAAGAGGUGGGGAUACAUGA
Messenger RNA from Ustilago hordei, 1881 nucleotides. RefSeq lists its product as uncharacterized. Bases 1 to 1881 code for a protein of 626 amino acids. The transcript has a single exon. The record is from RefSeq and is a predicted model, not a curated record. Lineage: Eukaryota; Fungi; Basidiomycota; Ustilaginomycetes; Ustilaginales; Ustilaginaceae.